CUCCCAUCUCCCCAUCCACCUCUAAGCGCGCUCCAGGCACAGACAGAGGAUUCUGGGCGGGACUGUAGGCGGAGACCUUGACAGGAGCGCGCCUCGUGCACGCGCAGGCCGCUCCACGUGACGCCCGGCAACCAAUGGGCGCUCGGGAUUUAGAAUGUGGGGGUUAAAGAAGAAGGGGAAAAAAAAAAAAAAAAAAGAAAGGAAUAGCGCGCGCUCCCUGUACCAGCCGAAAAGGGGAUCGGAGGCGAAAGAGAAUAAAACCCAAUUACUUUAUUAUUUGUUUCGGUUUAAGAAUCUGAAAAAGAAAGAAAGAGGGGGAAGAAAAAAUAUAUAUAAAUAAAUAAAUUAAAUCCCGCCAGCAACUCACUCCGCACAGACCGAGCCAGGCCCGCGGCACACAGGAACCGAGCGAGCGAGCGAGCGAGCGGAGAGAGCCAUGUCUGAGGAGAAGCCCAAGGUAAUGGCUGGAGACACGGAGAGCGUCCAUGUCGGAGUGACCCACACAGAGACACACAGAGUGCAGGCCGCGGGGGGGGCUCUGUGUGUGGGGGGCCGGCUAGCAGCCUGCCAGCCAGCCUGCCCGGUACACGUGUGAGGGGCUGCUUCUAUCCCAGCACUGACCGGGGAAACCCCCAGCUAGGGCCGCACAGACUCCUGGGAUUUGUAGUACAGCCUUGUGGCCUCCCUUGGGGUGUGUGUGUGUAUAUAUAUUAAUAUGUUUUAUAUGCAGGAUAUUCCGUCUCUCUUGCUUGUGAUAGACAGCAGAGGGAAAUUGCUGUCAAGGAUUUGAUAAAUUGCAGGAGGAAAAUGUAGACAAAGAGAUUACCUACUAAAACGGGGUUUAAACCUUUUACUGGCCGCUCGCUAUUGGCGACUGUUAAUUUUAGUUGUGGCGAGAAGGAAUUUGCCGCCUGUGAGUGUGGCGUAGGCCCUCCAGGCUUGCAAUGGUGAGUAACUUUUAAAGAGCUGAUGGCGGCGUAGGAUUUGAAAUUUUAAGUUCUGUGAUGUUGAAGUUGUGCUUGGCAGCGCGUUUCAUGUGAAGUGAAAUGCGUAGGGGAAAACCGAUGGCACUGGCAAUCUUUUAAUAUGUUUCUCCUAUUGUGGCUUUUUCACGUGUGUGCCUAUUGCUUGAUAUGUAAAUUAUACUUUUGCUUUUUUGGUGGUAAGUAGGAAAUUUUUACUAAGGGACACUAUAGGCACCCAGACCACUUCAGCUCAUUGAAGUGGUCUGGGUGCAGUUUCGCAGUCCCCCUUAGUCCUACAAUGGAAAUCAUUGCAGGAUUAAGAGUGCCUCUAGUGCAGGGCUUGACAAAUUUGCUUUGAAUCUAGGAGCCAGCUAAAAAAGUUAGGAGCCAGAUUUUAAAAUCCAAUUCUAAAAGGGACACAAUGGUCAACAUGACCACUACAGCUUAAUGUAGUGGUUCUAGUGUGUCUAUAGCCUGUCACUGCAGGCUUUUCAAUGUAAACACUGAAUUUUCAGUGAAAAGGCAGUGUUUACAUUGCUUCCUAGUGACCGUCACUCAGACGGUCACUAGAGGUGCUUCCUGUAUCAGUGCUGCACACCUACACUCAGCGUCUCCACACUCUGCACGGAGGCACUGAACAUUCCCCAUAGAGAUGCAUUGAUUCAGUGCAUAUCUAUGAUGAGAUACUGAUUGGUGCAGCAUUUUGCAGCCAAUUCUAUGGCAAAACAACAAUCUUGAUGAUCUAGAGCAGGGGUCCUCAAACUCUGGCCCCCACAGAUGUUGCUAAACUACAACUCCCAUGAUUCCUGGAAUUACAUAGAUAGCCAGAGAAUCAUGGGAGUUGUAGUUCAUCUGAGAGAUGAGUUAGAGGACCCCAGGCAGUCGAGGGAGACCAGCGGGGGGAGAGGUGAGUAAAAACGCCAUUCCCUUGCAAACGGAAAGGGUCUGGUAACCUACACAUACUUAUACCAUGACUUGCGCGCACACACACGCACCAUGACCUACCCACACACACGUCCUAUUCCAGCUCCCGGCAUCACUGCGAGGAAGCAGAGCAGGGAGGUUGUUACAACUCCUUUACGCGCUUGCCCCUCUGCCUCCACCUUCAGGAGCCCCCCGUCCGUGCGCACACCAACGCUCUCACUCGCAAGGCCACCCGCACACGCUUUUACUGAGCUGGCCGACCGACCACCCACAUGCACGCCCAUGUUCUUUAUGAGGCUGCCGGCCGCUCGCCUCCCCUAAUAGUCAGCCAACCAUCUCGGGGGCUCAAUGGGCCAGCAAAUCCCAGGCACCAGGACAAAAAUCCUAGUCGCCACAGCGACCUGCCGCCUGGUAUUUGUCGAGCCCUGCUAUAGGGUUAAGAACUCAAACAUGUUCCUGACCCUAUAGUGUUAAAAAAACAAAUACAUAGCUCCCCUAAAUAUAGUAAAAGUUUAUUUUUAUUCCAGUCUGCUGCUGCUGGCUCUGCCCCUGAUCUGCUUGCUUGGCUGACUUCAUCAGAAGUGUUGAUCUCAACCAAUCACAAUGCUUUCGCAUAAGAAAACAAUGGAUUGCCUGAGACUGUCAAGGAGGCAGAUCAGAGGCAGAGUCAGCACAGCCAAUCAACAUCUCCUCAUAGUGAUGCAAUCCAUCAAUGAGGAAAGUUCAGUGUCUCUAUGCAGAGGGACACUGAAUGGCCGUGCCACUGCCCAGGAAGCACCUCUAGUAGCCAGUGGAGGCAUGACUAGGCUGUAAUUUAAAUGCUGCCUUUUAUUUGAAAAGACAGUGUUUACUGCAAAAAGCCUAAAGGGAAUGUUUCUACUCACCAGAGCAUAUACAAUAAGCUGUAGUAGUUCUGGUGACAAUAGUGUCCCUUUAAGUUUGGUCUUCACAGCAGCACCACUGCUGAGACUUGUAAUAAGCAGAAUAAAAUGUAUAGAUGCGGAGCUUCCUUUUCUUCCCUUUAUCCAGGUAUACACAUGCGGGGGGAAAAGGAGAAACCGAUGCAUAGUGCAGUAAAACACGUAAAAUAACACUUUAUUAAAUUGCACUCACAGAAUAUAAAUAGCAAAAAGGCCCAUCUUAAUCCACUUCACUCGAUCCAAAAGAGAAAAUCAAGGACCUCCCAGAAGCAGGAACUAAUAAAUAAAAUGGGCACGAAGAUAAAUACACAUUUCGUCAGGGGUAUCCCAGCAUCUGUAUCAUGUAUAGACAACAUUUUAUGCUAAAUCUAAUGAGCAUAACUUGUUCAGACUGUGGCGUGCCCUUUUACACUUUGUUCCAUGUAAUAUGUGACCUAUAAAUGCUAAAAAGAAGAAAAUCUUACAUAUUUUCAGAAUCAAAACAAAUUUUCAGGUAUUUGGCAACUAGCCUAGUUCUGGAUAUUUUUAUGGUUUGGAGUUGGAUUCUCAUCCUUUUGUCAUAUACAAUCUUUUGAUUGCUUUGCAGUUUCCAUCACGGUCAACAUCAGUCUUUCAUAAAGUUGUUUUCUCUGUGAAAGUCAUUAAAUGACCAGAAGUGAUAGAGCUGCUUUAAGUAAUCAUUCAUCUAAUAUGCUGUAACAUAGUUUGUGCUAAGUAAGCAACCUUCUAUGGAAGAUCUGCAUACAAAUACCACUUUACAUACAUGUAGUGCCUUUGAAACCUAUAGAACAGCCUCUCGGCAGCAUAAACUGCCUAGUGUACCACAUAAACAAUUGAGAACAAAGAAAAACAUACUACUAGACCAGGGGUAGGCAACCUACGGCACUAGUGCCAUGUACGGCACUCGAGGUGUCUUUGCACGGCACUCAAGGCUGCUAGAGCCAAACAUGGUCUGUCCUAUCAGGAGUCGCAGUAAAACUUUAGAUAUCUGCUAAUACGAAGAGGUGGUGAAGGACAGUCCUCAAUUUAUGCAUUGCAGCACAUAGAGGAAGUGAUCUCCGAUCACUUCCUCCCAGCACUUGUGAAUGGGAAUCCACACUGUAGCAGAGUAGCCUGCAGCUGCUGUUGCAGCUCCUAUACUUUGAGCUAUACCUGGCCGGCCUGGUCCCCACCGGAACCUAGGGAAGCCACCCACACUGCUAGAUUUACACAGAAAUGCAGAAUAACCCUCCCCUCAUACAAAUAAUACGAACAGCCCACACUCAAACAUACACACAAUCCCCACAAACGCAACACCACUAACAAUCCACAUACAUGCACACAACCCCGCAUGCAGCCUCUCACAUGCAAUACCCCAAACAGCCCCCACACACUACCAAACACACAAUGUGACAUAUCCAUCCACACACAAUUCCACAAGCAGCCCUCAUACACAGUCCACAUUCAUAUGUAUCAUACACGAUACCAUAAACAACUAAUGAACAUAUACAAUAUAAUAGCUCAUAUAUGCACAAAUACAACGAUACAAAGCAAUUAGCAAUUGCCUACCCCUGUACUAGACCGUAUUCCUGCAUUUUGGUACCACAGGGUGGUGGGUGUGGUAUAUCAAUAUAUCAGUCUACAGCAGCUAAACUCCUGAAGCGUUAUUGUGUGCCCUUCAACCAUUCCAUGAUGAAAACCGUUUACUUAUGGUUUAAAGGUAAACUAAGGUCCCUGGUUGUCCUUGGCAUCUUUUUACCACCCUUUCCCUGGCGAAUACUUCCUAGUUAAGCAGAGCGUCGUUGUGGUGGCUGUGAUAGAAUGAGAGUGCUCAUGUAAGGCUGUCAUCCUAUUACUGCCCUCAAGAGAAAUGGAAGUGAAAUGAGAAGAACCCCCAAAGAAACUGAAAUAUUAAUGCAAAAAUGUACUUUGUUUCUUUUUAGGAAAGUGUGAAGACCGAAAAUGACCACAUCAAUCUGAAAGUGGCUGGACAGGAUGGAUCUGUUGUCCAAUUCAAAAUAAAGCGACAUACUCCCCUCAACAAAUUAAUGAAGGCAUACUGUGACAGGCAGGUAUGCACUUUGGGCACCCCUCCUUGACACUCAUCGGUGGUCUUCUGUAACUGCUUUUAUUUCCUUGGCUUGUGCUUUUUAGGUUUUCUUGUAUCAAAGUGGGUUGGCAUGGUGGUUUCUGGUAUUUAUAUAUACAUAUAAAUAUGCUGUUGUGCAUAUCUUAAGAUUGACUUGGGGGAGGGGUGGAUUUUUUUGGGCACAAAAUCUCAAGAAAUCCUGUUUCCACAACUGUCCCAGUUAGACUUGUCUGUGCUCCUUUGCAUUACAAGCUGGAACUUUGGGAUAGUUGUGGAAACAGGAUUUCUUGAGUUUCUGUGAUCAAGAGGGACAUUUAAAGUCCAACUUGAUAUGCUGUUAAUGCAUAAGAGUAAAAAAAGGUUUAUAUUUGCACUAUUUUUUUAAAUUAUAUAUAGUAGAUGCUUGCAUGCAUAUGCAUAUAGUGAUUUCUUUUCUGUUGGCUACUUUAUUCCACGUGCAAUUUUUUUUUUUGUUUAUAAUUUAUUUUUUGUCAUGCUAAAAGAAGUCCUACUUUAGUCUACAAACCUACUGAAUAGCAUAUAUAGCCAAAUAGUCAAUGAUAUAUAUGGAUUGAUAAUGGUCUAUUGGAUAUUUAUAUAAACUUUCUAGACUCCUUAGCAUAAUGGAAAGAUACAUACCUUUAUGGCUUAAUGAUUAAACUGGCAUGUUCACUUUUAAAAGGAUCCUAUAGUGCCAGGAAAACAAACCAGGUUUCCUGGCACUAUAGGCUCUUGGAGUGCCCCUCCUCCCUCAGGACACCUCCCCCCCCCUGCUGAUGUCAACUUCCGAGUGGAGCUGAAUGAGAAUGCCCGGCCAGAAGCGAGCGCAUUUAAAUCCUCCCAUAAUAAAGCAUUACUCAAUGCUUUCCUAUGAGGAUCUUAUUUGACGCUGGAGGUCUGUGAGGACGUCCAGUGUCAAAAAAGUGCGAUUUACUCAGUGUAAAUCGUGGAAGCGGCCUCUAGUGGCUUUCAGGGGGACAGCCAAUAGAGGCUGGAUUAACCCUGCAGUGUAAAGAUAGCACUUACUCUGAAACUGCUGUGUUUUCAGCUGCAAGGUUAAAACUAGGGGGACCUAGUUGAGCUGAAGUGGUCUGGGUCCCUUUAGUGGUCCUUUAACCCCUUAAGGACACGACAUGUGUGACAUGUCAUGAUUCCCUUUUAUUCCAGAUGUUUGGUCCUUAAGGGGUUAAUGAUUUCCUGCUAAACUGUAUGGAUUAUAUUCUAAAAUAUUUUUAACUACUAAAAUUUUAACCUUUAGUGAUGUCCCGAACGGUUUGCCGCGGACUCAUCAUUGAGUAAACUUUGACCCUGUAUCUCACAGUCAGCAGACACAUUCCAGCCAAUCAGCAGCAGACCCUCCCACCUCCUGGACAGCAUCCAUUUUACAUUCAUUGUGAAGCUGCAUUCAUAGUGAGCUGUCCAGGAGGUGGGAGGGUCUGCUGCUGAUUGGCUGGAAUGUGUCUGCUGACUGUGAGGUACAGGGUCAAAGUUUACUCAAUGAUGAGUCUGCGGCGAACCGUUCGGGACAUCACUGUUAACCUUUUUCUCACAUGCUACAUAAAAAUCAUGUUUUUUUUUUUUUUUCUUUCUUUUCUUUCCAAUCUUUCCUUCUUCGCUUAAAGUCCUUGAUUCACCGAUGAAUAUUUACGCAUACAGCCCUGUGCAUGUAACAGCUGCAUUGCAGUAUUUUCUACAAGGAAUUUAGAGCAAAGAAUUUUUGGGAAGACUGUUUAGGUCACUUAUGUCCUUUUUAGUGUGAGAUGAGGAUUCAAACUAUGCUUCAAAUGUUUGAUGUAUCAUUUGUGUUUGGCUUUUAUAGCUCCAUCUUUCCUUUUCUUUUACAGGGUCUAUCCAUGAGACAGAUAAGGUUCAGGUUUGAUGGACAGCCAAUUAAUGAAACCGACACUCCUGCACAGGUAUAAGCGUUCAUUUUCUAGGCAUUAAAUCCUAUGCACAGCAAACCAUUUUUCUAAAUGGGUGUAUUACGUGCUCGUUGUCGUAUUUUUGUAAACAUAUCUGUUAGUAAAGUUAAAAAGGAACCACUAGCAUACAAACAGACUAUGGUGCACAUAAAUAAUACUUAAUUCAACAAUGUGUCUUUUAACCUAGUGGUUCUGGGGAAUGAGACUGUCUCUGCAGCGUAAACAUUGUCCUCAGUCUUCCUGAUUGCAGUCUUGCAGUUUUUGCAGGACCGAUGUUCCGCAUCUUCACACUCCACCGAAUGCACCUCAUAGAUAUGCAUUGAGUCAGGACAUCUCUAUGAGAACAUGUGGAUUGAGGCAACACUGAGAUUGCUGUGCAUGCACAUUAGCUGCCAAUGCUUCCCUGUGGGAAAGCAUUGGAUUGAAGAAAAUCCUCUGUAUUGAAGAGUGGUGGCCAUGGCGAGACUGGCACUCUAGAUGACUAAAGUGAAGUUAUUACUCAUUGUACCUUUCAGGGUUACUUACUAAAGUGAGAAAUCAAAGUUAAUUUAAAGGAAUACUAUAGGGUCAGGAACACAAACAUGUAUUCCUGACCCCAUAGUGUUAAACCCACCAUUUAGGUGGCUUUCCCCUUAAAAGGAAUUAAAACCUUAUUUCCAGCCCUGCGUGUGUCCACCAGCUGGGCCCCGCCCCGAUCUGCCUCCUUGGUAACAUAUCAGAAUUGCAAAUUUUUAGGCAAUCUAAUGGUUUCCUUAUGGGAUUGGCUAAAAUCGUCAAGGAUGGGGGUGGGCUCUAACACCGUUUUGGUCAAUCAGAACAUCAUGCAUCUCUAUGAGGACUUGCUGAUUGGUCAAAAUGAGGAAAAUUCAGUAGUGCCUACUGUGCAGCACUUCCCUAGGAAGCACCUCCAGAUACGCACACCGGCGCGGGGGCACAUACACACAGAUGCACACGCACCUUAACACAUACAGAUACAUACAAUGGCAAGUCUGCAGCAGCUCCCUUUCGCUGUUCCCUCUCUUAAUUCGGCCGGCGCUCUCUAAGUCUGGGAGAAAGUGACACUGUCACUUCCUUCCAGCAUCCUACAGGGGCCUGGUUGCUGUCUUAAAGGGCUGCGGUGCCUGACCGGGCCCCUGUUCAGUGAUAGUGAUCGGUUGACCCUAAGUGCUUUGGCCACCCGAUGGGCAAAUCGCUGUGGAACUCCAAUUAGGAAGCGCUGGCCUAAGGAGUCCUAUUGCUUCUAACCGGAGAAUGUGGCACCAUUGUGCACUUUUCUAUAGAUCUUAGCCACAGCUUUAUAUUAUGCAAGUGGUUCCAUUCAUUGUUUUUCAACUGUUACCAUUUAUACACUUGUUGCACUAUGAGUUUCUAUCUCUUUGUUUGUUCUCUAUAGCAGGGGUGCCCAAAAGGUAGCUUUCCCAGAUGUUGUAGAACUAUAAUUCCCAUGAUACUUUGUAUGCCUUUAGAAUAACAAAGAAUCAUGGACGCUGUAGUUUUAAAACAUCUGGGGUCUACCUUUUUGGCACCCCUGCUCUAUAGCAAUUGUGUAUAUAGGUUUACAAACUUUUUGUGUUUUCACAAUGUGUUUUUAAAUUUUUUUUUUUUUUACGUAGUUCUACAUUGUACUUGGUGUACAUUAUCUUUAAAUUGUCAUAUUCUGCCUUGUGUAUGUGGGCUUUCUUAACUUAAUUUUUGUUGUGUUUAUUCUCCUAGCUCGAGAUGGAAGAUGAAGAUACUAUUGAUGUGUUUCAGCAACAGACAGGUGGCAUGUGCUAAAAAAAACACCUUCCUAUGUAGAAGUCCUCUGACUCCUCCAUGCACCUCUUCCCCAUUGGAUUUACUAUCAGAUAGUACAUGCAACACAUCGCAACAAUUCUGAAAUGUUAAGACUGUCCUGGUUUCCCAGCUGAUGUAUUUUGGGUUUAUUCCCCAUUUCCCCACCAGUUGAAAGUGUCAGAAGCCAUUUUGUUAAGAGGGUUAAUCCAAAAUGCUAUGGUUUUUUGUUUUGUUUUUUUUGUCGUUUUUUUAUGUGUGAGUGUUAGUACUUUCUUUUGUCUUCCUCCCCAUGUAUGGCACGGUCUGCUUUUACAGCAGUUCUCAUGUUUGACUCCCUCUUAAUGUAAAUUGCUGUACAUGAUCCAAAGCAGUAUGAAUUUUAAUCUCCUUUGUUUUGAUUGUCACACUUUCAUAAAACCUGUUGCUUUUGUACUGAACUCCUUUUUCUGUAUUGGGUGGAUAAAAAGGCUGUGAGUGCUGAUGGUGAGUUAUAAGAGGAGAGACAUGCUUUUAUUUGGUAGAUUGCUGUAAAAGAGAAACUAUAGGCAGUUUAAUUAGUUCAUCUCAAUGAAGAGGUUAUGGUUCCUGGAGUCUACUGGUACCUUUCCUCUGUUCAGUAUUAAAUGUUUUUUGAUCAGUUUAACUCUAAAUAAGGCUCCUCUACUGCCUGCAGCCCGACAAGGUAUGGCUCAAGUAGGAUUACACUGUUCCUCAGCCAUACUAAAGUCAUACCAGCGGCUGUAAUAGGCUGAAAAGAAUCAGCAGAUGGUCAUCUCUGCUGCCCCUCACUGCACUGGCUAGUGCUUCCACAUUUGCUCAAGCAGCAUCUAAAGCCUGUGCUGCAGGUGCCUGGAGUCUCUCAUUUAUGCCUCAAUUUAAUUCUUUCCAAGUGGUCACUAUGUGUUAGAUGGAAAAAUAAUUUGAAAAGCUUAUUUAAAAAAAAAAUAAAAAAAAAAUGAAUUCCUUGGUGAUAAAUUAUUGGAUAACUGUUUAAUGGUGAACAGAGGGAUGUUGCCAGAGGACUCCAGGCAACUACAACUACUUCAGUGAGAUAAAAUGGUUAGUGUCUAGAGUGUCUCAAAGUUCAUUGGGGGCUUAGUGGUAUUUUCCAAACUGACAAAUACAUUUUAAUUUUACUGGUUUGGGUGUUGAAUAUAAAUGUUUAUCUUUUGGCAACAGAUUGGUGUCCGAGGUUUGUAGUGAAGUAAUCAUGAGUCUUGCCAUGCAGCGUGUUUCUGGUUCCCCCCUCCCCCUUCUUUUUCUUUAAGAUCAUAUAUCUGAUUUCUUCCUCCAGCAGACUAGUAAAUAUGUUGCUUUGGGAAAACACACAAUCAAAAAAUGACCAUGUUGCUUCCUUAGUAGAACAUUUACUGCCAUGUGAAUUAAAAAUAGGAACAUACCAGCUCUACAAAAUUUGUUGAGGGCAUUGUUUGUACAGUAGAAUUUUCUCAUUCAGAGCAAAAAAGAAACCGGUGUGUGAGAGCCACAUCGUAGAAAAAGCAUGUUUGUUUUUGUGUUGUGGGUUUGUUUUUUUGUUUAAAUAACAAAACUGCUUUAAAAUGUUUCAUUCAUACAAAAGGGUCUUUGAAUUGCAAUAUAUGUCUGGUUUUUGACGAUGAUUUUUGACAAAUUGCUUCUACAGCCAGAGUGACAUUUAGUUUUGAAAACUUGCAAAAGCUCUAUCUUAUGAAUAUUAUUUUUAACAUGUAACAACAUUUUUACACUAAUCAGUUCUGAGUUGUAUUCCAGUUAAGUAGAUCAAAUUAAUGAAGAAGAAGAAAAAAACAAACCGUAAACCUACAUCUCCAAAGUAGGAAUUUUGUUUUACUCAUUAGUCCUUAAAUUGUUGCCUCUGGUUUCUUUUAAUACGUAUAACUGCUGGGUAAAUGUAUUAUUUCAACAAUAAAAUCAAGAACAAAAUUUA
Molecule: messenger RNA, 10499 nt
Organism: Pelobates cultripes (western spadefoot toad)
Lineage: Eukaryota; Metazoa; Chordata; Amphibia; Anura; Pelobatidae
Source: the annotation of a GenBank genome assembly